This is a messenger RNA of Stegodyphus dumicola, 916 nucleotides long. RefSeq lists its product as uncharacterized. NCBI's taxonomy places the organism in Eukaryota, Metazoa, Arthropoda, Arachnida, Araneae, Eresidae. The record is from RefSeq and is a predicted model, not a curated record.
UCCUAGAUUAUAAAGCCAAUGGACAGGUUGUAGAAACAAGUGUGACGUCAAAGUUAGUAGGCCCACGUGAUGUUCUCGAGGUUUGGAUUCUCAAUUGGGAAGCCAUUGCUUUGCGGUGUACAUAGACUGGAAUGUUAGCACGUGCUGUCGGGGAGAAGAAAUACUUGAAAAUAUGCCAUUUAAAUGCUGUGUAACUGGUUGUCGGGGAAAUUAUAAAGGUACUGAAAAGGUGCAUACAUUUUCCUUUCCCAAAAAUGAUGCUCUUAGAGAGAGGUGGCUAAGAAAUAUACCUAGGAAGGACUUCUCAGCAACUCCAUAUUCUCGGGUGUGCCAUAAACAUUUUCAACCUGAUGACCUCAUCUGGGAAACAUCAGCUUUCGAUGAAAAAAAUGGGAAAAUCAUUAAAGCUUCACUGCAGAGACCAAAACUAAAAGAAGGCGCUUUUCCUAGCAUAUUUGAUGGCUGUCCAUCGUAUUUAUCUUCACAAGCUGGUAGUUCGAGAAAAAGUCCGAAUGAGAAAAAAAUGGAACGAGAAGCAAACCUCAUGAUGAAAGCUAUUGCUCAUAGUAAAUUAUCAGCUGCUGAGUAUUAUAAAUCGAGGACAUUUUCAUUUUCAGACUUUAAUGAACUUUUAACCUGUUGUAUGCAAUAUAAAUUUUCUACAUUUUGGAACGUUGUGCACAAAGACAAUAUCUUGAUGUUUUUGAAUUUAAAAUGCACUGAUGGAUGUGUAAAAUUGCUUUAUGCAGUCCACAUUACUGCAGAUCUUUUAUUAUCUGUAUCGUUUCAAAAUAAGUUAUUGACUCAUAUCAGUAGUAAGUAUAAUGAGUUACCUAUAAAAGUAAGUAAUAUUAAUGAAAUUCAUGAAAUACUUGAUCAUAUUGAAAUGUUAGAAACUAAAGACUUAAUGAAUUAA